Molecule: messenger RNA, 4088 nt
Organism: Solanum dulcamara
Lineage: Eukaryota; Viridiplantae; Streptophyta; Magnoliopsida; Solanales; Solanaceae
Product: probable leucine-rich repeat receptor-like protein kinase At1g35710
Exons: 2
Coding region: 241-3993 (1250 amino acids)
Biological process (GO): protein phosphorylation
Molecular function (GO): protein binding; protein kinase activity; ATP binding
Source: RefSeq, a predicted model, not a curated record
ACUUGUAGCCCGUCAAUUACGAAAUGACUUUUAAUUCGUUGGUAUAUACUUACACGAACAGUGACUCAUUGACUUCCAAGUCGUUCUAAUUCUACCCGUGUUUUACAAGCUGAGAAUUAAACUCAGCAAGACUUGUAGUGAAACUCAGCAAGACUUGUAGUGAUUCACUGCAAUAUAAAACUAUAACUGCACAAGUAAUCAAUAACAAAAACAAACAACUGAAAUCUUUUAUCCUUCAAGAUGAUUCCCAGAAUAUUUUAUUUCCUUCAGUUUUUCACUCUCUUCACUGUUACUUUUGCUUCCACUGAGGAAGCAACUGCUCUCCUCAAAUGGAAAGCAACUUUCCUAAACCAAAAUAAUUCCUUAUUGGCUUCAUGGACACUAAGUACUGAUUCAUGCAGGGAUUGGUAUGGAGUUAUGUGCUUUAAUGGUCGGAUAAACAGGCUGAAUAUUACGAAUUCUAGUGUUGUUGGUACACUCUAUGAUUUUCCAUUUUCAUCUCUCCCGUUUCUUCAAUAUGUUGAUCUUAGCAUGAACCAGUUUUCUGGUAUCAUCCCCCCUGCAAUAGGAAACCUCACUAAUCUUGUCUAUCUUGACUUGUCGUCUAAUAAGUUUUCAGGCAAAAUCCCACCUCAAAUCGGCUCACUAUCCCAUAGUAAACUUUCUGGUUCAAUUCCUGCAGAAAUAGGGAAAAUGAAGUCACUUGAGAAUUUAUUUUUACAGAGUAAUAAUCUUUCUGGUUUGCCUGGCCUCAAAAUUCUCUACCUUUAUUCUAACCAACUUUCUGGUCCCAUUCCUAAUGAGUUGGGAAAUUUGAAAAACCUCAAUGAUAUGGCGCUAUCCGAUAAUCAGCUUAGUGGUUCAAUUCCAACCACUUUAGGCGAUUUAAUGGAGCUUGAAACUCUCUACCUUUAUUCUAACCAACUUUCUGGUCCCAUUCCUAGUGAGUUGGGGAAUUUGAAAAACCUCAAUGAUAUGGAGCUAUCCUUUAAUCAGCUUAGUGGUUCAAUUCCAACCACUUUAGGCGAUUUAACUGGCCUCAAAAUUCUGUACCUUCAUUCUAACCAACUUUCUGGUCCCAUUCCUAGUGAGUUGGGGAAUUUGAAAAACCUCAAUGAUAUGGAGCUAUCCGAUAAUCAGCUUAGUGGUUCAAUUCCAACCACUUUAGGCGAUUUAACUGGCCUCAAAAUUCUGUACCUUGAUUCUAACCAACUUUCUGGUCCCAUUCCUAGUGAGUUGGGGAAUUUGAAAAAUCUCAAUGAGAUGGAGCUAUCCGAUAAUCAGCUUAGUGGUUCAAUUCCAACCACUUUAGGCGAUUUAACUGGCCUCAAAAUUCUGUACCUUGAUUCUAACCAACUUUCUGGUCCCAUUCCUAGUGAGUUGGGGAAUUUGAAAAAUCUCAAUGAGAUGGAGCUAUCCGAUAAUCAGCUUAGUGGUUCAAUUCCAACCACUUUAGGCGAUUUAACUGGCCUCAAAAUUCUGUACCUUGACUCUAACCAACUUUCUGGUCCCAUUCCUAAUGAGUUGGGAAAUUUGAAAAACCUCAAUGAUAUGGCGCUAUCCGAUAAUCAGCUUAGUGGUUCAAUUCCAACCACUUUAGGCGAUUUAAUGGAGCUUGAAAUUCUGUACCUUCAUUCUAACCAACUUUCUGGUCCCAUUCCUAAUGAGUUGGGAAAUUUGAAAAACCUCAAUGAUAUGGCGCUAUCCGAUAAUCAGCUUAAUGGUUCAAUUCCAACCACUUUAGGCGAUUUAACGGAGCUUGAAACUCUGUACCUUGAUUCUAACCAACUUUCUGGUCCCAUUCCUAGUGAGUUGGGGAAUUUGAAAAACCUCAAUAUUAUGAAGCUAUCCGAUAAUCAGCUUAGUGGUUCAAUUCCAACCACUUUAGGCGAUUUAAUUGACCUCAAAAUUCUGUACCUUCAUUCUAACCAACUUUCUGGUCCCAUUCCAAACGAACUUGCAUAUUUGGAUAACUUGGUUUCCCUGUCAAUGUCUUACAAUGACUUUUCAGGCCAGUUGCCAGAGCGGCUUUGCCAAGGUGGGAAACUUGUGAACUUAACAGUCAAUAGUAACAAUCUUACAGGGCCAAUCCCAAGAAGCUUGAGCAAGUGUUCGAGUUUGAAAAGGGUUCGCUUCGUUAACAACAGUUUUAGUGGGAAUUUAUCUGAUGCUUUUGGCAUCCAUCCAGAGCUUGUGUUCAUUGAUUUGAGUGACAAUGAUUUUCAUGGUGAACUCAGCAGCAACUGGGGGAAAUGCAAAAAUUUGACUGAUCUGCGGAUAGCCAGAAACAACAUUGGUGGCAGCAUACCACCAGAAAUUGGAAACAUCAAAGGGCUUCUAGGACUAGAUCUUUCAUCGAAUCAUUUGAUUGGGCAGAUUCCAAAGGAAUUUGGAAAAUUAACCUCUCUGGUUAAUCUUUUUGUGCAAAACAACUAUAUUUCAGGCAAUAUACCUCGGGAACUUGGGUCACUGAUAAAGUUAGAGUCCCUCGAUCUGUCAGACAACAGAUUGAAUGGGUCGAUCCCAACGUUUAUAGGAGAUUUCAUGCACUUGUUUCAGUUGAACCUGAGCAACAACAAGUUUGGCCAGAGAAUUCCAAUGGAGAUAGGGAGGAUAACUCAGCUUAAUGUACUUGAUUUGAGCCAUAAUCUUCUGGUUGGAGAUAUGCCCCCUCAGUUAGCCAAUUUGAAGGUGUUGGUAAACUUAAAUCUUUCCCACAAUGGCCUAUCUGGGCGCAUUCCGGAAGAACUCGAAAGUUUGACUGGUUUGCAGGAUGUCGUAUUGUCAUACAAUGAGUUGGAGGGUUCAAUCCCUAAUAAUAAAGCUUUUAUGAAUGCUUCAUUGGAAGGUAAUAAAGGUCUUUGCGGCAAUGUAACUGGACUUCAGCCCUGCAAAAGGCCAUCUUCUGUGGUGAAGAAGCACUCAUUGGCGAAGGGACGCAAACUCAUCCUCAUCACUGUACUUCCUGUUAUGGGAGCACUAGUUCUACUCUGUGUUUUCAUUGGUGUUCUGUUUAUGUGUGAUAAAAGAAGGAAAGUUGGAGAUGUUGAAAGAAGGGAUGAUGGUUGGCUUUCAAUAUCCAUGUUAGAUGGAAAGGCAUUGUACAGGGACAUCUUAAACGCCACAGAAGAGUUUGAUGCAAAAUUUUGCAUCGGGCAGGGAGGACACGGAAGCGCUUACAAGGUAAACCUUCCAUCAUUAGGGAAUAUAGCUGUGAAGAGACUUCAUUCUUCAUUUGAGAAUGCACAUCCCAAAAGCUUCAUGAAUGAAAUAAGGGCAUUGACUGGGAUCAAGCACCGGAACAUUGUGAACCUCUACGGCUAUUGUUCGAAUGCACAUCACUCAUUCUUGGUUUAUGAGUAUGUGGAGAGGGGGAGUUUGUCUAGUAUUUUGAGCAAUGAAGUUGAGUCCAAGAAAUUGGAUUGGCUUAAAAGGGUGAAUAUCAUCAAAGGUGUUGCUUUUGCUUUAUCUUACAUGCACCAGGAUUGUUCACCACCAAUUGUUCAUCGAGACAUAUCAAGCAGUAAUGUUUUGCUUGACUCCGAGUAUGAAGCUCGUGUUUCAGAUUUUGGCAUAGCUAAGCUUCUCAAGCCAGACUCAUCCAACUGCACUACGCUAGCAGGCACAUAUGGCUAUGUUGCACCUGAGCUUGCAUAUACUAUGAAGGUUACGCAAAUGUGUGAUGUGUAUAGCUUUGGAGUAUUAUCAUUGGAGAUAAUCAAAGGAAAGCAUCUUGGGGAAUACAUUACUGUGCUAGCAAAUUCAUCGAUAAUAGAUCAUGAGCAGCUUAGCGAUUUGCUGGAUGAACGUCUUCCAUAUCCUGAAGAUAGAGUAAAAGAGGUUUUGUUUUUUAUCAUCAAGCUAGCAUGCUCUUGUUUGCUUGAAACUCCAAAAUCAAGGCCAACAAUGCACUUCAUAUCUCAUAAGUUAUCAUCAAUGGAUGCACGUCCACAUACUCGUCAGAGAAAUCCCCAUGUAAGGCGAGCUACAUAAUCCCUGAUAUGUAUCAAACUAACAUCUCAAUAAACAGAAAUUGUGGUUGUAAAAUAUUGGAGAUAUUUCACUAGAGAAAUAAAUUUCUUCUGCUU